AUGGCUGACUCGCUCGCCGCAUCAGUCGACUCCCUUCAAUCCUCUCUCAACCUCCUCGACUCCUCCAUCGACACUCUCGACGCUGGAAUCAGCGACUUCCCCCGCCUCUCCAAAGUCCUCCAAACCACCCGA
Aspergillus affinis is the source of this 132-nucleotide messenger RNA. RefSeq lists its product as uncharacterized. The record is from RefSeq and is a predicted model, not a curated record. Gene Ontology annotation, biological process: attachment of spindle microtubules to kinetochore. Gene Ontology annotation, cellular component: spindle microtubule; DASH complex. The annotation marks the transcript as partial. The transcript has a single exon. Lineage: Eukaryota; Fungi; Ascomycota; Eurotiomycetes; Eurotiales; Aspergillaceae.